Messenger RNA from Aspergillus mulundensis, 5604 nucleotides. It is a transcript of the gene pkhB, whose product is annotated as putative sensor histidine kinase/response regulator. Gene Ontology annotation, biological process: phosphorelay signal transduction system; protein autophosphorylation. Bases 1 to 5604 code for a protein of 1867 amino acids. The record is from RefSeq and is a predicted model, not a curated record. Gene Ontology annotation, molecular function: histidine phosphotransfer kinase activity; phosphorelay sensor kinase activity. Lineage: Eukaryota; Fungi; Ascomycota; Eurotiomycetes; Eurotiales; Aspergillaceae. The transcript has 3 exons.
AUGAGAACACCUCCGCUUCCAUCGCCGGCUGAGGCCUCUUCGCCUGUUGCUGUUCCUCACUCCCACCAUCGUUUCUUCUCCCAAACUCUCUCCAGUUUUGCCCAAGUUGAAGACAGCGCAUACACACUCGAUGGACUCUAUGGCUCGGAAGAUAACAGUUGGAAGGCUAACUCUCCGCAUUAUUCUGCCUCGUCCGAACAGGCCGCGAAACCCAAUCGAACACCCGCCUCAGCCAAGAAAGAGAAUUUGGAUGCAAGAAACGGACUCCAGGAGGAUCUGGUUCGUAACCAGCCGACUCUGAAGGAACUCCGCCGGCAGAUGGAAGAUUUGCUUGCGUAUCAGCAGAUGCGAAGUUCCGAGAACCAAGGCCCCUCAGUACAUCACGAAACCGCUCCGUCGCAGGGUUCCGUUUCAUCCGUUGCUCAGGAGUCGACCAAGAAGAGACGCAUUUCAAAUGUAUUGUCGCCGCAAGUCGUACCAUCCCUUACAGGAGCGCCCGAUUCAGCCGGAUCUAGCGGCACAAUUAGAGGCACGGAUUCGCAGACAACUCCUGAAGCCUUCUCCGAGAGGACCCCGUCAUACCCAUUUCCAGAUAUGCCGCCGCAAUCCACGAAACAAAAAUUCUUCUCUCAACUAAACAACGGUUCUUUCAAGUUGACUUUACCCGCGGACAAGUUGAAGGGUGCCAUCGCAUCGUCACAGAUCCCGGUCGAAGGGCAGUCGGCUCCCGGCUUACUCCCUUCCAACAACAUCUUCGUGCCGCAAGACCACAAACCUGUGACGGAAGAUCCCGCCUAUCCAAGCCCAAAUCUAUACGAGCUCACGCUGCAACUUAAUGCGGAUCCAGGCCUCGAGGCCUGGUGGUCCAAUCUCAUCCAAAUUCUACGGACUCAUUAUGGAGUGGAGCGAGCAUCACUUGCUGUACCUGGGGAUUUAACGGACCUUGAGAAUGUCCCAUGGGGCCAAAAGGCGGGUUUUAACGAUAAUGUCCCUGAAGCUGAUCAUCCAUUGAAUGAUGCAAGUAUAGCCGAGGAGGCAUACCCAAGGGUCUCGGUGCACGCGGACAGAGAAAAGGAGGCUACCGCCGCGCCAGAUAUUAUCAACGGACCUCCGACACCAGCCAGCUCCGUGGCCCGACCGCCACUACUUGCCCGCCAUUCUUUUGCUGGUUUUGGCAAGGACAGGAAAAGAAAUGACGAAGACGUAUUGCUCCGAUCAAAGAGCCCACUCAAGUCGGAUACUUCACCCAAGCGGGAAUAUAGCCAAAAUCCAACGACUGUACAGACUGUGCCUCUGGACACUCUGAGCUCGACUCAGCACAAUGGCCGUCUUACUGUGUUCCAGACGCCUAGGGCACUAGAGACGGAACCUGAUCCUCUAAUUAAACGAACUGGCGUGGUGAAAUUGUUUGGGCGCACCAAGCCUGUCAUUCUGACCCGAGAGUACUCUCACGCCUCGGCAUCCAAGCUGCCUCAUGAUGAGCCUGUGCAAACUCCCGAAGAUAAAGUUCAAGUCACUCCUACCGCCGAGCCUUCUCACGCAUCUGUCCCGCUAGCCAAGGCCAUUUCCAACCCAGCAGUGUCUGCUCUCAAUCCCCAACGGCUCCCUUUGAUGCAGUUCCUCGAUGAGUAUGAGCAAAUCCCGCCAUCUCCUUGGUCUCAGUCUCCGGCUCCUUCCCCAGCACCCCGCGGGCAACCUGAGCAAAACCCGUUUUUUUCCAAUCAUACGGUGGAUGAGAGCGCUUUCGCUAAACACCCUCCGUUGCAUGACUACUCAAAUCCGGAUCCUCUGGAGGCCAUUGGCGUUGACCUGGCAAAAUCUGUCGUCCACAUUCCGUUACUACAUGCCGGGCCUUCAAAACGCUCUAAUUCGUCUCCACUGAGAUUUCCUGUUGCAGUUAUCUCGAUCUUAUCUCCGGUUAUACCGUAUCCCACGAAUCUGAGGCAGUCUUUAGCCUAUCUCAUGCCUCAUCUCACGACUUCAUUUUGCUUGGCCCAACAUUACAGUCAACUAGAGCGGCAGGCUACCUCUCGACUCGAACAUCCCCGUUUCGGACAUUUUCUCGGGAUCGGUGGGACAUUUUCUGACGAGAGUAGCGAGUUAGAACUCGUGGCUGGUCUCAGUAAUCAGCUCAACUACACGGGACCGGAUGAUGGUUCCCUGUCUGCGAGGGCUAGUCUAUCUAGCCCCGAUGACAGGGCGAGCUCUACCAGGUUUAGUCCCUCAUUAUCGGCCUUAGGAACUCCUUACCUUGAUCCAAACAUGCCUGGCAUUUCUGAAUCUCCUGGACUGGGUGCGAGAUUUCUUGGCAAAGAACCCGACAGCUAUUUUGGGCUUCCGCGCUCAAAAUCGACCCGCGAUGCUUCCGGUCAACAUAGAUCCCGCUUGGCAAGAAUAAGGCAGGCUGCUACAUCCCCUUCGGCCAUAUCACCAGGAAAGCCAUGCGAAGCUCCCCCCCAUGAUUCAAACAUAACUGCUCCGUCGCCUCACGAGAUCAAACCGCCUUCUGUCGUAUCACCAACCCAGACAUCCUCACGACACCACUCUAAUAAUUCAUUCUAUGCACAGCUCCAACGCGAGUCGCGACCCUUUACCGACACCGUGGCGCAGCUUAUGCUGAAUUCUGUCCCGUUGCAUCUUUUCCUAGCCAAGCCCCAAAGCGGAGAGGUUAUCUGGACCAACUCCAAAUUUGAUGCCUUUAGGCGAAGCCAGCCCCAGGAACAAAAAUUAAGGGACCCAUGGCAGAAUAUUCACGACAGCGAACGCAGUAAUGUUGCUGAGAAGUGGGCGAAUGCAUUACUUACUGGCUCACAAUUCACGGAACGGGUUCGUGUCAAGCGUUUCAACGACGAGUCGGCGUACCGCUGGUUCAUCUUCCGUGCCAACCCGUUGCUCUCAUCAACAGGAGAGGUUCUGUACUGGAUUGGGUCGUUCCUGGAUAUUCACGAACAGCACGUCACUGAGCUCAAGGCUGCUCAAGAGCGAGAGAAGUUUGCAAUCGACGCCAAAUACCGAGCAUUCUCAAAUUCAGUUCCGCAGAUAGUGUUCGAAGCAACUGAAAAUAGGGGACUCAUCUUUGUGAACGAGCAAUGGCAUCUAUACACAGGUCAGAAACUCGAGGAUGCACUUAAUUUUGGCUUCGCAAAGCACGUACAUCACGAUGACUUGGAAAAAUGCGGUCUGCUCUCCUUGUAUCUCGCCUCCGGGACCCAAAGAAGUAUCUCGACCUCUCAGUCCGCAGAACAACCGCCUGAGGUCUUGGGAAAGAAGACAGAAAUCCAAGAUCCCCGUCUUGACAAUCGUGUAACCCCGGCUCUUGAUGAGCUAGUCAAGCGGGGCGUCGCUUCCGUACAGCGCGAUGAGAAUGGCCGUGUAUUUUAUUCAACGGAAAUCAGGCUUCGAUCAAAAGGAGGCGAUUUCCGAUGGCACCUUGUUCGCCUGGUUCGAGUCGAAACCAGCAGCUUUGGGAGCGGCGAGGCUUCCUGGUACGGCACUUGUACUGAUAUCAAUGAUCGCAAGAAUCUUGAGAGAGAGCUCAACAAAGCGAUGCAGCAACUCAACAACCAAAUGGAAUCAAAGACCAAGUUCUUCAGCAACAUGUCGCACGAGAUCCGUACUCCCCUAAACGGAAUUCUUGGCACUAUUCCAUUCAUUCUAGAUACAUCAUUGGACACAGAUCAGAGACGGAUGCUCGAUACCAUCCAAAACAGCUCAACGAAUCUCCGCGAGCUGGUUGACAAUAUUCUAGAUGUUUCUAGGGUUGAAGCCGGAAAAAUGUCCUUGGUCAGUUCCUGGUUCCAUGUGCGAUCUGUCAUCGAAGAUGUAAUCGAUACCGUGUCAUCAAGAGCAAUCGACAAAGGCCUCGAGAUGAAUUAUCUUAUGGAUGUAGAUGUUCCGCCCAUGGUCAUCGGUGAUAGGUUCCGUAUCCGACAGAUUCUGAUAAACCUUGUUGGCAAUGCGGUCAAGUUCACUGCUCAGGGAGAGAUCCACAUUCGCUGCUCCAUCUACCACGAUCCUGCCGCCAUUCGCAAACCUACCGAGAUUCUAAUGAACUUCGACGUUGUCGAUACUGGCAAAGGGUUUAGUGCGCAGGAUGCUGAGCGUCUGAUGCAACGGUUCAGCCAAUUGGGAUCAAACGCAUCACAACAAAAUGCGGGUAGUGGGCUUGGAUUGUUCUUGUCUAAGCAGCUGGUCGAGAUGCAUGGUGGCCGGUUAACGCCGAGCAGCAAGGAAGGGCAAGGUGCCAAAUUCUCGUUCUUUGUCAAGGUUGACGCACCAACACCACCGGGCCCCGGCGAGGUUGCUCGAGAAACGCGGGCGCCUUCAAAGACCAGCUCUUUUCAGAAAUUGCUUUUCUCGUCCAAAGAAUCAUUGGAUCCUAAAGCUUCGGAAGCUGUUGAUUCUCAAUCAAUCCCCGGGUCUCCACUUUCCCUGCCGCCAAACAGUCUAGAGCUUUCUGCUCGUUUCGGUCUCGGUAGCUCAUCGGCGCGUUCUUCAUUCUCGUCGGCGUUACCGACCCCCGAUCUUCAUAGCAUUGACCCUAUGGUUAGAUUUGACACCUCUAGAUCAACACCAACUCAGCCCGAGGCCUCCGGUUCCCCCGACUCCGGUGCUGCCACCGAGAUUGAAACGACCUCGCAGCCUCCAGAGUCAUACAGUUCAUAUUCCAUUGUAAUACUGUGUCCCCAAGAGAACACUCGCAAAGCUAUCACACAACAUAUUGAGCAAGUGGUUCCGCACGAAAUUCAGCACUCAAUUACAUCGUUCAUCGAUGUUGAGGAUUGGAAGGAUUCAACAGAUUUUGAGUCUGGCUCUCAUGUCACUCACCUUGUCCUCAAUCUUCCUAAUGUUGAUGAGGUUCUCGAAGUAAUCAACUUUGUUGCGGCCCGAGAGCUAGAAAAGGCACCGACCCUCGUCAUUAUCUCCGACCUCUAUCAGAAGCGAGAAGUCAAUGCCCAUAUCAAGCAACUAUCUGCUAGCGGAAGGCGCGCAUUCACUGUGCCGAAGCCCGUCAAACCUUCUGCAUUCUCGCCGAUAUUCGAUCCUGGCAAUAGGAGAGAUCUCAGCAAGGAUAGGAACCAAGACAUGGCUCGUGCCAUCAACAACAACUUCAAGACCAUGUCUAAGAUGGUAAAGGAGGUAAUUGGGAAUAAAGGUUACCGAGUAUUGCUUGUCGAGGAUGAUGAAACAAACCGCAUGGUUAUGAUGAAGUACCUUGACAAGAUCAAGGUCAUGGCGGAAACUGCUGGUGAUGGACAGCAGUGCACAGACAUGGUCUUCUCCAAAGAACCAGGAUACUACUCCUUGAUUAUAUGCGAUAUCCAAAUGCCUAUCAAGAACGGCUACGAGACGUGCCGCGAGAUUCGCAUGUGGGAAAUGAAGAAUCAUUACCCCCAAAUACCGAUCAUGGCCCUAUCUGCCAAUGCGAUGACCGACCAAAUCGAAGACGCCGCGCGCGCCGGUUUCAAUGAUUAUGUUACGAAGCCAAUCAAGCACAAUGAGUUGGGAAAGAUGAUGAUGGGCCUUCUUGACCCUGGGCGGCCUCUGCUUUUACUUCGUGACCGGCUCAGGGAAGGAAGCGAGGACAGUCAUCGCGCUGGAUGA